CGAUUACAUUAAGGGCUAUCGAUAAACAAUCAGCGUGCCCCAUUUUAUAUGCCCACCGGAAAAAACGCUUGAAAUAUCUUAUUAAAAUGUCUGCUACAAGCAAACGUCAGAAGAUCGAGAAUGCAGGAGCCAACAUAAAUCCAAAACAGAAGAAAGUCAAAGCCAAGGCCCAGGAGGAUGGCGGCUACGGAUCAGGGGAGUUCUCUUUGGAUUGGGAUGUGGACAGCUACCGCACGGAGUACGAGAGCGAGGAGCACUGGGAUCUGCGCCGCAGCUUCAUGUUGGCCCACAAGGAGCGCUUCGAGGAGGACCGCCUGGUUUGCCUGGCCCAGACGUUCGUCAAUAUGGAGUUCAUGGGCUGCAAGUAUCCCAGCGAGACGAUGCGCCUGGUGGCCGAAAUGUCAAAGGAAAUUGCGGAGGAGUUCCGGCGCAAACGCGAACAGCGCCUGAAGCGCACCUUUGUUUCGGCCUCGGACGCGGCGGAGCAGCGUGCCAAAGGGCGUCGGGCUGCAGCCGCUCCUGCAGCGGAUCCCGCAAAGGAUAGCUCAAACAGAUUCACACGAGAACGCCUGUGCUUCGGGGGCGGCGAGCCAAUCGAUCUCUUCCAGGGCCUGCGCUUCGGCCACCUCAUAUUGUAUUUGGCCGGUGGACGCAGCUGCCUGCGAAACUCUUGCACCGCUGUCAACAUGAAGUACGAGGAGCGCGCAAGCCAGGAUCAGCCAGUCAGCGACACGACAAAAUACGCCGAAGUAUUGCUAAAUGACGCGGUGAUAAGUUCGGGGCAGGGAGAGAACCUCAAGGCGGCCAAGCUGGCGGCCUUUAAGCAGGCACUGCUCCUUCUCCAGUCCCACUGCUACAGCAUUAAGCUGAAUGCCACGCGCGAGACCAUCAAGGUGGAGAAGAGCAAGAACGGCGUGAACAUCAAUGUUACCAAGGAGUCAGCCGACAGCCUGGGGGAUCCCAAAUUGGAUGCCAGCAACAAGGGCUAUCGUAUGAUGCGUCUGAUGGGCUGGGCGGGCGGCGGCUUGGGUCGCCUGAAGCAGGGGCGCGAGGAGCCAGUUGGUUACCUGCUGAAAAGCAAUCGCAAUGGCCUGGGCUCCAUAAAUCCACAGGGAAAUCUCGCUGACUACCGCAAACUGAUAGAAAACUAUGUGAAAUCGGACGACAUGCGUGACAUGCAGUUUGAGCCCACGUUUUCGAAGGAAGAACGCGCCUCUUUUCACCAGAUGGCCAGCCGAUUUGGCUUGAAAUCCAGCAGCUAUGGUACUGGUGAGACCCGCCGCCUGUUGAUCACCAAGAAGGUCAGCUAUAGUAGAAUACUCACGGAGGUUCUGUGCGGACGCAAUCCGAAGUUUUGUGAACGUUACUUUGUGCAGGUGCCCAUGCAGAAGGCCCACCUGUUUCCUGGUCACGUGGCCGGCCUGGAGUUGGAAAAUAUGUGUGAAUAGUCCAGGGUGGACACAGAAAAACUCAGCUCAUAGUACUCGUAUAUAAAGAUCUUCUUAAUUAUUAGUUUUAAGAUAAAGGAUAUUAAAAACAAGACAUGAAUUUUUAA
Molecule: messenger RNA, 1555 nt
Organism: Drosophila elegans
Lineage: Eukaryota; Metazoa; Arthropoda; Insecta; Diptera; Drosophilidae
Exons: 5
Coding region: 87-1448 (453 amino acids)
Molecular function (GO): nucleic acid binding
Source: RefSeq, a predicted model, not a curated record